AUGUCCACCCCGGCAUCACCGACUCUGUCCAUCUCUUCUACACCUUUGGCCUCAUUUCAACAUGCAUCGGUGUCUACACCUUCGAUAGGAGCAGGAUCUGGAUCCAUGUCAACUGCGCCUCAUACAGCAGGAGGACAACAUCGUCGACAAAAUGGUGGCAUUCCUCCUCCUCCUCCAGCUUAUUCGACGGUCCAUUCACCGACUCGAUCAUCAUCCUUAAAUCGUCUACAACCCAGAUCCACACCUCCUCCCCCGUCGAGUGCUUCCUCUUCACACACACCUGCCCUGUCAUCCACGCCAGUCCCGCCUACCGAUCCACCACAGACACCUCUCUCCACUUCCAGUACCGCUUCUUCCUACUCUCGCCGGGUUUGGGUACCCACACCCAAUGUCCCGAUGAGAUUACAAGAUCGACAUCAUGUACAUCGUGUCUCGCCACUCACAGGACAAGAUGAAGAGAGAAAUCGAUGGUUAUCGGAGGACGAAGGGGCAAACAGUGGUGUGGAAGGUGGAUCAAGUCGGAGAAGGCGAAGGAGGCAACGAUCGAUACCCGAUCAAUCAGCGUGUCAUGACGAGCCUUCCAAUACACACAUUCCCCCUGGUCUCCCAGCCGCUUCUCUAGACCUUCGUCGCCCAGCCUUCGAUGCUCGUGAUAGGAUCAAGAAUCAGAUCGCUGCAUCAUCUUCCCCAUCAACCUCUCCGAAACCUGCUGCCAAUCGAUCGUCCCGACCCAUAAUCCGUCGUGCUAUGUCUCACGAACCUCAAGUGUCUCGUUCGUUGACCCCAGCAACGCCGAUCGGCGCAGUCGAUGUCACGGUAGGAGCAUUCCCUCCUCAGAUUCAAGACAUCGUGCCUACACCAGGUUCGCCCGUCCGUCGAUUCAGUGUGGAAACGAAAAUAUCGCCUUCUGCAAGAGGAUCGCUGCAAUCAGCAGAGCUUGUGGCCUCUACAUCAGGUGUGCAACAGACGACAGAAUCAGACGGAGACGAUCUCAUGUCAGAACGCGAGAGGCGUCGUGCAGCACGACAUUCGACUUUGGAGACAUUGCAAAGGAUAUUGAGCUGGCGAGUUUUGCAUUUGCCUCUUCGUACCAGAUACUGA
Kockovaella imperatae is the source of this 1101-nucleotide messenger RNA. RefSeq lists its product as hypothetical. The record is from RefSeq and is a predicted model, not a curated record. The transcript has a single exon. Bases 1 to 1101 code for a protein of 366 amino acids. Lineage: Eukaryota; Fungi; Basidiomycota; Tremellomycetes; Tremellales; Cuniculitremaceae.